AAUAAAGUAUAUAAAAAUAUGUCAAAAUAAUUAAGAAGACUAGACAGUGAUAGUGAUCUUGAGGAACCAGAAUCCUUAGUUUACAAAUAAAGUAACACUUCAGUUAAUCAAUUUAGUGAAACAAAUGUAAAGAGUACAAGGCAUUUCUCAAAUGAUAACAGAAAUCAUUCAAGAGGAAGAACUCUCUGAAGUAGAAGAUAAACACAAAUACAUGAAAAAUUUAGUUGGACGCAAACUCAGUCAACUUGAUAGUCCUACUGAGUCUGUUAAAUCUUCCCAAUCUUCUAAACCUUUCUAAAGUCCUAAAAAGGCUCUCAAACGAGACACUGUCUUUUUUGAACAAUCUGAUUUCAAUAUUCUAAGCAUAAGAGACUACGAUUACAUUGAGGUAUUUUUCACCAUUUAUAAAUAGAUUAAAAAAUGUGAAAAAUGUGCAAUUCAUGAACAAAGUGAAAUUGAAGCUAGAGCAUCUGCUAAAAAAAUUGUUUCUUUACUUAAAAAAAGACAAGACUACAAUCCUGAUCUCUAAAGUGAUUGGAAUGGAUUAGAAGAAGUUACUACUUAUUCUGCUGACAAUCAAGAACCAAUUGUUGAUUAUCGAUGUCAUAUUGAACCACUCCCUAAAAUGGAAAAAGUUGAAAUUCAUGUUUCAGAUGGAGUCUAUGCUGUUUAACAGGAUGGUCAUUGGCUUACCAAAAUGCAUUCUAUCAAAGAAUUUGUUAAAGAUCUUCUUACUUUUGUUGAAAUUGCUAAUGAUAAAAUGAUUUCCAGUUGGUGCUAUUCACGCAAUAAAUAUCUAGAAUCUAAAUUCAAAAUGCACUGCUUGUUUAAUAGUGAUAGAGAAGCUGAGGAUCAAAAGCGUAUUAAGAAUCGUGAUUUUUAUAGUAUUCUAAAAAUAGACACUCAUAUACAUCAUAGUCAAAGUAUGAAUGGAAAAUAAUUACUUGAAUUUAUGAAAAAAAAAUUCAGAUAAUGUCCUGAAGAAGUUGUUUAUUUGGAUGAUGAAAAAUAAAUGACUCUCAAAGAUAUCUAAAAAAGAUUUAAAUUUAAAACUGAAGAAUUGAAUAUGGAUUUAUUAGAUGUUUAAGCUGAUAAAUCUUUAUACAAAAGAUUUGAUAGGUUUACUAGUAAAUACAGUCCACUUGGAUAACCACUUUUACGAAGUAUCUUUUUAAAGACUGACAAUUACAUUAAAGGAAAAUAUAUUGCUGAAAUCACUUAAGAUAUGAUUAAAAAUAUGGAUAGACAUACUUAUGCUGAAUGGAGAAUUACAAUUUAUGGUAAAUCAAGCAGUGAGUGGAAAAAGAAGGCUUAAUGGCUGAUUAAGAAUAAAUUAUAGCAUCCUAAUAUUAGGUGGAUAAUUUAAUUACCUAGACUAUACUCAGUUUACAGAAAAAAUGGAGAGCUCAAUUCUUUUCAAGACAUGAUUGAUAAUAUUUUUAGACCAUUAUUUGAAGUUACAAUAAAUCCUGAAGUUGAUCCAGAUUUGUAUUAAGCUCUAUUUAGCAUUUCAGCUUUAGAUUGUGUAGAUGAUGAGAAUCAACAUGAAAAUUUCUUUCUUCAACAUCUGAAGAUCCAACCAAUUAAUUGGACUAAAGAUACAAAUCCGCAUUAUGCUUAUUGGAUAUAUUAUAUUUAUGCCAAUUUAGCAAGUUUAAAUUAAUUAAGAUAAUAAAGAGGAUUAAACACUUUAGAUCUUAGACCACAUUGUGGUUUAAAUGGAAAUAUCGAUCAUUUGGCUUGUGCAUAUUUACUUGCUAAAGGAAUCAAUCAUGGACUUAUUUUAGAACAAUCACCAGUUCUAAAAUAUUUGUAUUACCUGAAAUAAAUUGGUAUAUCAAUGUCCCCGAUAGCUAAUAACAAACUGAUAUGUAAAUAUGCAGAUUCACCUUUUAACAGUUAUUUCAGACAAGGAUUAAAUGUUUGUUUAUCAACCGAUGAUCCACUUAUGCUACAUAUGACUGAUUAACCACUUUUAGAAGAAUAUGCAAUAGCUUAAUAGAUAUUUGAUUUAUCUAAUGUUGAUAUGGCUGAAUUAGCUCGUAAUUCUGUUCGUUGCUCUAGUUUCGAAUCCAUCAUAAAAGAGUUCUAUGUUGGAACUCAAUAUGAGAAGAUGUAUAAAACUAUCAGUAAUUAUGAUCAUUUAUUCCUUAGACAAUCCUGAUAAAAAUAAUGUUCCUUAAAGCAGAUUCCUAUUUAGGUAAGAAACACUUAAAGAGGAAUAUCAAUACUUGCAAGAACUCAGCAAGUCUUAAUGA
Molecule: messenger RNA, 2258 nt
Organism: Paramecium sonneborni
Lineage: Eukaryota; Ciliophora; Oligohymenophorea; Peniculida; Parameciidae
Source: the annotation of a GenBank genome assembly